Messenger RNA from Hymenoscyphus albidus, 1095 nucleotides. Lineage: Eukaryota; Fungi; Ascomycota; Leotiomycetes; Helotiales; Helotiaceae. The record is from the annotation of a GenBank genome assembly.
AUGGUAUCUUUUGUAUCCUCCUCCAACUCCCUGAGCGAGGAGAAGAUCCCUGUGGACGACGACAACGCAUCCUCAUCAUCUGAUAGCGAGGGGUCCAUCAACACUCCAUCAUCAACAAGCUCUUCUGCCUCUCCAAACAUGGAAAGAAUCAAUGAACCGAGCUUUAGCGACAGCAUGCCAGACAAAACAGCCAAUUCUCCACGCGUACGAGAAUGGAUCCGAAAAUGGUUCGCGCAACGCUUCAUCCAUCAACGUUACACCAACUGCACGAUUGAGAAACUCCACUGGUCCGGAAAAGACAUCCACGAUGAAUCAAAGGAAAAUUUGGAGGGCGAUCUCACGACCUUGGGCUUCGAGCUAUAUGCACGAAGUCUCGCACUUGAGAUUAUCGAAGCACGUGGAGGGGACCUUGUCAUCGGAGGCAUUUCCGGACUAAUGGAACCGAAGGAGGUCUUGCAGCACGUCAAGCAGUUCAUCCAGAAGAAAUUUGAGGAGACGAAUAAGGAAAAUGUGAAUGAACAUGGCUACGACCUUGAUAUCCUACGUUAUUUCAUCUUAUUCUCCCUUCUUGUUUUGGUUAAGAUCAGUGUGGUUUGGAAGUCAUUAUACUUCACUGUUCUCUUGACUGGCUGCUUUCUGUUUUUGAAGCAAGUCAGCAAGUCUUUGAAGAAAGCUACUUUUGCGAUUGAGGACAAGCGGCGAAUCGAAGCAUAUGGUACGUCGAAUCAGCAAUUCAGCCAUUUCGCACCCUCUGCAAUCAAGAUGGAACAAGACCAAGAUAUUGCUAUCGAGAAAUAUUCAACGGAGAAUGAGGAGAAUAAGCGGGAAAAGGUGUCGGAUUUCUUCGGAAACGACCUCGAUUGGAAGAAGAAGUUUUUAGGCAUUUGGAAGAUCUGGUUUCUUCUCGAGAUCUUUUGCUACUUCUUGGAUUGGCAAUUUACUCGAACUCUCAGUGUUUUUGGGGCUACGUGUUUGUUCUGUAUGUCGAAUGAGGGGAUUUACUUGAUGGUCUCACACUUGGAGGCUCGCAAGGAAAUGCUGCUCGAGAACGAGGGUAAGGGGGUGGGGACCCAGAUCGAUCCGAAAUCCGAGUGA